AUGAAGUGUCAUUAUGAAUUACUUGGUGUUUCCCGUGACGUCGGGGACGAGGAAUUAAAAAAGUCUUAUCGGAAGUUAGCUCUUAAAUGGCAUCCAGAUAAGAAUCCUGAUAAUGCCGAAGAAUGUACUGUACAAUUUCGCCUUAUACAGCAAGCGUAUGAAGUUUUAAGUGACCCUCAAGAAAGAGCUUGGUAUGAUAAGCACAGAGAUGCAAUUCUUCAUGGAGGACUUGGCCGUGGAGAUUUUGAAGAUGACAGUCUGGAUGUUUUCCUGUAUUUUAAUUCAUCUUGCUAUUCUGGUUUUGGAGAUGAUGAUAAUGGUUUUUAUUCUAUCUAUAGAAAGGUGUUUGAAACUAUUGCUGAAGAAGACUACAAAUUUAUGGAUGAUGUUGAUGAUUUUGAAAUCCCUUCCUUUGGUUAUAGUGACAGCAACUACCAAGAGGUUGUCAACAAGUUCUAUGGAUAUUGGUCCAGUUAUUGUACUGCUAAAUCAUAUGUUUGGAAAGACAAAUAUGAUAUCCGUGAAGCUCCUGAUCGUAGAACUCGUCGUAUGAUUGAAGCAGAGAAUAAGAAAUUUAGAGAUGCUGCCAAAAAGGAAAGGAAUGAAGAAGUUCGACAACUGGUGGCUUUUGUUAAGAAGAGAGACAAAAGAGUAAAAGCUUAUAAGGAAGAAUUAGAAAAGAAAGCUGCUGAAAUUGCUCAGAAGAAUGAAGAAAAAAGAAAGGAACAGAUAAGAGAACGAUUAAAAUUAAUGGAGAAUUAUAAAGAAACAGAAUGGUCAUCUUCAUCUCAAGUUGAAAAUGAACUGAAACAGCUUGAAUCUUUACAUCAAAAAGAGUUUGGAGAUGACAGUUCAGAAGAUUCCUUGGGACAGGAAGAAGACGAGGAAGACAUAUCUGACUUGUUUUGUGUAGCUUGUAAUAAAGCUUUUAAGAGUGACAAAGCGUUUGCUAAUCAUGAACGGUCCAAGAAACAUAAAGAAAAUGUUGCUUAUUUGAAACAAGAAAUGGAAAAAGAGGAAGAACUUCUGUCAAAUAUUGCUCAUGAGAAUAAUGUUUCUGAAGAGAACGUCUGUGACUUUCAAAUGGAUGCUGAGAAGACAAAUGCAAAUAUUGAAGAAGAACUGGACACAGAAGAAAUAACAUCAGACAGAAAACAUAAGCUAUCAAAGAAACAGAAGAAGAAGAAAAAGCAACAGCGACUUCUUGCCCAGCCAAAUGAAGAGGAAGAAGUUGACAAUUUAGGUGAUGUCACUAAAAUUCUUGAUGAGAAGCUGGAAAUAAAUGACAAAUUUAAACUAUCUCCAAAGACUCCACCUGAGCCAACAAAGCAAUCAGAUAAAAACACACCACCAGAAUCUAUUAAAGAAUCUCUACAGGACUUGCCUGAACGGCAGCAAAAACCAAAGAAACAUAUUGUUGAAGAGAAAAAGCCUGUACAACUACACUUUUGUAACACAUGUAGCAAAGAUUAUCCAACCCGCAAUAAACUUUUUGAACAUUUGAGAGAAAGUGGACACCAGAACCGAAUUCCUAAUUCAAACUUGCCCAGUACAACUGCUCAAGACAUUCCUUUCAGGCGGGUCGACAGCCUGACUUCAACAUUCCUGGGUUGGCUCUAG
Acanthosepion pharaonis is the source of this 1620-nucleotide messenger RNA. Lineage: Eukaryota; Metazoa; Mollusca; Cephalopoda; Sepiida; Sepiidae. The record is from the annotation of a GenBank genome assembly.